CACUCCAUCCCCUCCUGCCUCCGUGGCUUCCUCCUCCUUUCCUUCCCCUACCGAUCCUCCCCAGCCUUCCCGCCCGGGGCUGCAGUUACCUGUCCCCUCCCCCACUCGGCACGCACCUCCCGAUUCCCCGCCGCCCACCUCGGACCUCGGGACCCCCGAUUUCUAGACGCUCAGCACUCGCUGCCUGCGCCGGCCGCCCCCUCAACUCUUUCUCCUGGGGGCAGGAGGGUGGGAUGGGGGGCAUUGAGCCUCGGAGGCGGCGCGAGCGGGGACCCGAGCGCCCAGACAAUAGUUGAUGCCCGGGGACCGGGGCAUCUCCGCCCCCCAUUCUGCUAGGAACGAGUUCCCCGCCGGCUGCUCUCGGGUGUGCAUUCCGGGUUCCCCUUAAAGCCUGGCUCGGGAGUUGGACUGAUUCACUAUCGCCUUCACCGGGUCCCCCUUCGCUCGGCGCCCGCCCCGACCUCGCCGCCUGCCGUUCUCCGCAGAAGAGGCGGCGAGUGAGCGCGCGCCGACGGUCUACACGGUUUCUCUUUCUCCCCAGGGAGAGCGCGCGGCGGACGCACCCGGGACGCGCGGCCGCACCAAGAGGCUGGGCCCAGCGGUUCACUUUUAAAUUCGAAUCUUCUGCAGUACUGGCUGUAACCUAAUUUCCAAGAUUUUUGUGUAAGAGAUAGAUUGAAAGGACUGUAAUUUCAGGCUUUGAGAGAAUACCUCAAGUUGGACUCAAGGAAGAUUUACUAACUGAAGUGGCAAAAGGUUAUACAUUAUUAUCGUGGAUGGUAAUUAUCUGAAUUUCUGAAACCAUGGCACGAGAAUAUAAGAAAGCAUGGGAUUAUGGCAGUCACAGCGUCCCAGUAAUACAAAUUCCAUUCAGUUUUUUCUGAAAGAGAGCCAUCUAUUAAAGUGAAGCAAAGGAACUAUUGUGGAUUAUAAUGUUUUGAAGAUCUGGAUUUUCAGAAGUUUGAAAAUAAGACAUUCAGCCUUUUAAAUGAAAAAGGUUAAGAUUUCAUACAACUGCUGCAUUUGCUGGAAACCAUUCUCCAAAAGGGAAGUACACAUUUAAAACUUAGAUACAAUGGUCCUUUCUGCAGGGAUUUGAGUCUGAUCGCUAGUACAUCAUGACCAGCUUGAAACGGUCGCAGACGGAGAGGCCCGUUGCCACCGAAAGGGCCUCCGUCGUCGGCGCAGAUGGCCCUCCCAAAGUCCACACCGACGACUUCUACAUGCGGCGCUUCAGGUCCCAGAAUGGCAGCUUGGGAUCUUCUGUCAUGGCUCCCGUAGGGCCCCCCCGCAGCGAAGGCUCUCACCAUAUAACCUCGACCCCUGGGGUCCCAAAGAUGGGGGUUAGGGCAAGGAUUGCAGAUUGGCCCCCAAGGAAGGAGAACGUAAAAGAAUCUAGCCGUUCAAGCCAGGAAAUAGAAACCUCAAGUUGCCUUGAGAGCAUGUCCUCCAAAAGCAGUCCUGUGAGUCAGGGAAGUUCUGUUAGCCUCAAUUCCAGUGACUCAGCCAUGUUAAAAAGCAUACAGAACACGCUGAAGAACAAGACGCGACCGUCGGAGAACAUGGACUCCAGAUUUCUGAUGCCUGAAGCCUAUCCUAGCUCCCCUAGAAAGGCUCUUCGCAGAAUACGACAGCGGAGCAACAGUGAUAUCACCAUAAGUGAACUUGACGUGGAUAGCUUUGAUGAAUGUAUCUCGCCCACGUACAAGACUGGGCCAUCACUACACAGGGAAUAUGGUAGCACAUCUUCAAUUGAUAAGCAGGGAACGUCUGGAGAGAGCUUCUUUGAUUUGUUAAAGGGCUACAAAGAUGACAAAUCUGACCGAGGUCCAACUCCAACCAAGCUCAGUGACUUUCUCAUCGCCGGUGGGGGCAAGGGUUCUGGUUUCUCUUUGGAUGUUAUAGACGGGCCCAUCUCACAGAGAGAGAACCUCAGACUCUUUAAGGAAAGGGAAAAACCACUCAAGCGACGUUCCAAGUCUGAAACUGGAGACUCAUCCAUUUUUCGUAAAUUACGCAAUGCCAAAGGUGAUGAACUUGGGAAAUCGUCGGAUCUUGAAGAUAACCGAUCAGAAGACUCCGUCAGGCCCUGGACGUGUCCGAAGUGCUUUGCCCACUACGAUGUCCAGAGUAUAUUAUUUGACUUGAAUGAGGCGAUUGUGAACAGGCACAAUGUUAUUAAGAGGAGGAACACCACCACGGGGGCGUCGGCAGCUGCCGUGGCAUCCUUGGUCUCGGGACCGUUGUCCCACUCAGCCAGUUUUAGCUCCCCGAUGGGCAGCACAGAGGACCUGAAUUCCAAAGGAAGCCUCAGCAUGGACCAGGGUGAUGAUAAAAGCAAUGAACUUGUAAUGAGUUGCCCAUAUUUUCGGAAUGAGAUAGGUGGAGAAGGUGAAAGGAACAUCAGCCUGUCGAAAUCAAAUUCUGGUUCCUUCAGUGGAUGUGAAAGUGCCUCCUUCGAGUCUGCACUCAGCUCCCAUUGCACAAAUGCGGGAGUGGCAGUCCUUGAAGUGCCCAAGGAAAACUUGGUGUUGCAUCUGGAUCGCGUGAAGAGGUACAUUGUGGAACAUGUGGAUCUUGGCGCGUACUAUUACAGGAAAUUCUUCUAUCAGAAGGAACACUGGAACUAUUUUGGGGCUGAUGAGAAUCUUGGUCCAGUGGCUGUGAGCAUUCGAAGGGAAAAACCUGAAGAAAUGAAAGAAAAUGGAUCUCCUUACAACUACCGAAUAAUAUUUAGAACUAGUGAGCUCAUGACACUGAGAGGUUCAGUCCUGGAAGAUGCCAUUCCCUCAACGGCAAAGCACUCGACAGCCAGAGGGCUGCCUCUGAAAGAAGUGCUAGAGCAUGUGAUUCCCGAGCUCAAUGUCCAUUGCCUGCGGUUGGCCUUCAACACUCCCAAGGUCACAGAGCAGCUCAUGAAACUGGAUGAACAAGGGCUGAACUAUCAGCAGAAAGUCGGCAUCAUGUACUGCAAAGCUGGACAGAGCACGGAAGAAGAGAUGUACAACAAUGAAUCAGCUGGCCCAGCCUUUGAGGAAUUCCUUCAGCUGUUGGGAGAACGCAUUCGGCUCAAAGGAUUCGAGAAGUAUCGUGCACAGCUUGACACCAAAACUGACUCCACUGGAACCCAUUCUCUAUACACCACAUACAAGGACUAUGAAAUCAUGUUCCAUGUUUCUACCAUGCUGCCGUACACACCUAACAACAAGCAACAGCUCCUACGGAAGCGGCACAUUGGAAAUGAUAUUGUAACAAUUGUUUUCCAAGAGCCUGGAGCACAGCCAUUCAGCCCGAAAAACAUCCGAUCUCACUUUCAGCAUGUUUUCGUCAUUGUCAGGGUCCACAACCCCUGCACAGACAGUGUCUGUUACAGUGUGGCUGUCACCAGGUCCAGAGAUGUGCCUUCCUUUGGACCUCCCAUCCCCAAAGGGGUAACUUUCCCUAAGUCAAAUGUGUUCAGGGACUUCCUUUUGGCCAAAGUGAUUAAUGCAGAAAACGCUGCUCAUAAAUCAGAAAAGUUCCGAGCCAUGGCGACUCGGACCCGCCAGGAAUACCUGAAAGAUCUGGCAGAAAAGAAUGUCACCAACACCCCUAUUGACCCAUCUGGCAAGUUCCCUUUCAUCUCUCUGGCCUCCAAAAAGAAGGAAAAGUCUAAGCCAUACCCAGGAGCUGAGCUCAGUAGCAUGGGGGCCAUUGUGUGGGCUGUCCACGCCAAAGACUACAACAAGGCAAUGGAGAUAGAUUGCCUCCUAGGGGUCUCCAAUGAGUUCAUCGUCCUCAUCGAACAGGAAACAAAGAGCGUGGUUUUCAACUGUUCCUGCAGAGAUGUGAUAGGGUGGACUUCAACUGACACUAGCCUCAAAAUCUUCUACGAGCGAGGGGAAUGUGUUGCGGUGGAGAGUUUCAUUAACAAUGAGGAUAUCAAAGAGAUUGUCAAAAGGUUGCAGUUUGUGUCUAAGGGCUGUGAGUCAGUGGAGAUGACUCUGAGAAGGAAUGGGCUGGGACAGCUUGGCUUCCAUGUCAACUACGAGGGCAUCGUGGCAGACGUGGAGCCCUACGGCUAUGCCUGGCAGGCAGGGCUGAGGCAGGGCAGCCGGCUGGUGGAGAUCUGCAAGGUGGCGGUGGCCACUCUGAGCCAUGAGCAGAUGAUCGAUCUCCUAAGAACAUCUGUCACAGUGAAGGUUGUCAUUAUUCCCCCCCAUGAUGACUGCACCCCACGGAGGAGUUGCUCUGAAACCUACCGCAUGCCGGUGAUGGAGUACAAAAUGAAUGAAGGGGUUUCAUACGAAUUCAAGUUUCCAUUCCGAAAUAACAACAAAUGGCAGAGGAGUGCCAGCAAAGGGCCUCACGCUCCUCAAGUCCCGUCCCAGGUGCAGAGUCCCAUGACCUCGAGGCUGAAUGCCGGGAAGGGCGACGGGAAGAUGCCGCCUCCAGAAAGAGCCGCCAACAUUCCUCGCAGCAUCUCGAGUGACGGGCGGCCCCUGGAGAGGCGGCUGUCUCCUGGUUCGGACAUCUACGUGACGGUCUCCUCCAUGGCUCUAGCAAGAUCUCAGCAGUGUCGUAACUCCCCCAGCAACCUGUCUUCAUCCAGCGAGACUGGCUCUGGUGGGGGCACUUACAGGCAGAAAUCCAUGCCUGAAGGGUUCGGAGUAAGCCGCAGAUCCCCAGCCUCCAUGGACAGGCAAAACACCCAGUCCGAUAUUGUUGGCAGCGGAAAAUCCACACCCAGCUGGCAAAGAAGUGAGGAUAGCAUUGCCGACCAGAUGGCUUACAGUUAUAGAGGACCUCAGGAUUUCAAUUCUUUUUUCCUCGGGCAGCAUGAAUAUACAGAGCCAACGUGUCAUCUCCCAGCAGUAUCAAAGGUGCUGCCAGCUUUCCGAGAGAGCCCCAGUGGGAGGUUAAUGCGGCAGGAUCCAGUGGUUCAUUUGUCUCCGAACAAACAAGGGCAUUCUGAUAGCCACUACUCGAGCCACUCCAGCAGCAAUACCCUCUCCAGCAACGCAUCGAGUGCCCACAGUGACGAGAAGUGGUACGACGGGGACCGCACAGAAUCCGAACUCAACAGCUACAACUAUCUGCAAGGCACCUCUGCUGACAGUGGCAUUGACACCACCUCCUAUGGCCCCAGCCACGGCAGCACGGCCUCUCUGGGGGCUGCCACGUCGUCUCCUCGCUCGGGGCCAGGCAAGGAGAAAGUGGCACCCCUGUGGCAUAGUUCCAGUGAAGUGAUCUCCAUGGUCGAUCGGACUUUGGACACAGAGAGCCACGGCAUGGACCGGAAAACAGAAUCUUCCCUGAGCUUGGAUAUCCACAGCAAGAGCCAGGCCGGGUCCAACCCUCUGACACGGGAGAACAGCACUUUCAGUAUAAACGAUGCUGCUUCCCACACAAGUACCAUGAGCUCUCGUCACUCUGCCAGCCCAGUUGUCUUCACCAGUGCCAGAAGUUCACCUAAAGAAGAGCUUCAUCCUGCCACCUCCUCGCAGCUCGCACCUUCCUUCUCUUCUUCCUCAUCCUCUUCAUCUGGUCCUAGGACUUUCUACCCGCGCCAGGGCGCUACUAGCAAGUACCUGAUUGGAUGGAAAAAACCCGAAGGAACCAUAAACUCCGUGGGGUUCAUGGACACAAGAAACGGCGGCAAUGAAGUAGCCCACACCAGGCUGCGUGCCUCAACCAGGGACCUCCGGGCAUCCCCUAAGCCAGCCUCCAAGUCCACUAUUGAGGAAGAUCUCAAGAAACUCAUCGACCUUGAAAGCCCAACUCCCGAAUCCCAGAAGAACUUUAAGUUCCAUGCGCUCUCCUCGCCUCAGUCUCCUUUUCCUACCACCCCCACUUCAAGGCGGGCCCUGCACAGAACGCUGUCCGACGAGAGUAUUUACAGCGGCCAGAGGGAGCACUUUUUCACCUCGAGGGCCUCGCUCCUGGACCAAGCCCUGCCCAACGAUGUCCUCUUCAGUAGCACGUACCCUUCUCUUCCCAAGUCUCUUCCGUUGCGGAGGCCUUCUUACACCUUGGGAAUGAAGUCGUUGCAUGGAGAGUUCUCAGCCUCUGACAGCUCCCUCACAGACGUGCAGGAGACCCGAAGGCCCAUGCCCGACCCCGGCCUGAUGCCCCUGCCGGACGCUGCUGCGGAUUUGGAUUGGUCCAACUUGGUGGAUGCUGCCAAGGCCUAUGAGGUCCAGAGAGCCUCAUUCUUUGCUGCUAGCGAUGAAAACCAUCGCCCCUUGAGUGCUGCAUCCAACAGUGACCAGCUUGAGGACCAGGCUCUGGCCCAGAUGAAGUCCUAUAGCAGCAGUAAAGACUCCUCUCCCACUCUGGCUUCUAAAGUGGACCAGCUGGAAGGGAUGUUGAAGAUGCUUCGGGAAGAUUUGAAGAAGGAAAAAGAAGACAAAGCCCACCUUCAGGCAGAAGUUCAGCACUUGCGGGAGGACAACCUGAGGCUGCAGGAAGAGUCCCAGAAUGCCUCCGACAAGCUGAAGAAGUUCACGGAAUGGGUCUUCAAUACCAUAGACAUGAGCUAGGGCAGGAGAGGGGGACGGGGGGCCCCCUGGUUGUACCGUUGGCCGCAUUCUCGGGGCUCCCGCCUCCGCUUCUGGCUUGCCCUCUUUGGUGAGUGCACAGCAAUUGCAGAUCAACAAUCAUUAUCUGCCUUUUGUAGAAAAGAAAAAGUAAAAAUUUUAAAAAGUAAAAUAAAAGUUUAACUGCUAAAAUGUGAAUGUCUUUAUUUUUUGCACAAUAUCUGUUAUGUAUUUAAAAAGAAACCGGGCCUAGGACCAGGGGCCCCCCAAACCCCGGCCCAUCUGCCUCUAUUUCCAUCAGCUCUUUGUUAAGUAUUUCAGGUAACCCAAGCUUUCCCUCAUUCUGACAAAUGUCAUUGUUCCUAAGGAAAUAAUUUUUUUUUAAAUUUAUUUGGGGAGUGGAGAGGAGAUUUUCUUACCUUCCUUCCUAAAAUGCCUGAGGCGGGAGGAGCUUUUAGAAAAUGCCAACCUCCCUUGAGUGAGGAAGGCUGUUUGUACCUGUGUGAGACAGAUUAGCAAGAUCAGGGUUCUUUAACAAUAGCAAGUCAGUGGACCAGAGAGAAGAGGUGGUGCCUGUGGGCCGUGCCCCUUCUCCGUCCUGUGUGACAUCGCUCCCUCCACCUUCCUUUCUCCAGGGAGGUGGUCCCAGGUGCUAUGUGCUUUUCAGAGCGAGAGCCCGUUCGGCUUAAGUGAAUCCCACCAAACUGGAAUCAAUCUCUCUGUAGCUUUGUAGCUCCAAACAAAUAUUCGUAUGCAUUUUGGUCAAAAGUAUAGUUUUUGUUCGAAAUUUUUAAAGACGAGAAUGUGGCAAAAUUACGUUUUUAGCUCACUCAAAAUGAUCGUAUUAAUAAACUAAUAAAUCCUUGUCUGCAAAGCAAGAUUUCACCCAUAUUUGUUACUAGGAAAAGUGAAUGUUAAAUUGUGAAUUUCAAUACUUGCCUGUUAGGAGCAAUGACCGUGAUAAUAGAAUGGGCUUUUGAAACCUGCAUGUCCCAGUGUGCCAGUUAAGCACGGCAUUCUCUGCAUCCUGUUGUGGCCAUCCAAAGGAUUCUGCUGCAGAAAUGGCUGAUGUGCCAUCUUUUUCUGUCUAGUGAUGCAGCUGCUUUGGGCCCCCGGCCAUUGUUCCAAGGCCCUCAGUCCCGCAGAGCAGAGACAUUGGGCCCACCAGUGUUUAGGGACCCCAGGGGAGCCCCUGGUGGCCCUCUUUCUAGCCUUUAUAACUGUCACUAAACUGACAACUGUGCCCCUUCAGUGGCAACUCUCGUCUAGCGGGGGAACGUUCAGCAAUCUAGUGUCAUCUGCCUGGAUGUUCCCUGCCCCAAGUAAUCCCAACUCAUUCCUCUCUCCUGAUACGUUGUCCUCUCUUCUCCCCCACCCAUGCCGCCAGACUUUUAUGCUACAGUUUCAUUCAUGAUUGCGAUUUCUCCAUGGGAUUUUUUUUUUUCUGGUGACAUUUCUAUCAUGGAAAUAGAAAGAUUUCAGAGUGCUUUGUAAAGAUCUCACUUGUCUCUCUCUUUGACUUGUAUGAAGGAGAUUGUACAUUGCCUGAUAUCUCUUUGUAAAUGAGAAAUAUCACUAACAUCCAAGCAUUCUGAAGGCUUGCUUAUCCUUCUGAGUUUAGUUUUUAGUUGGUUUUAUAUUUUGUUUGGGGACUUGGGGCAAGCUAUUUAUUAGAGUUUUGCAACAGAGUUCUUGUUUGAAGCCUUUAAAGACUACUUGUAAAAUUCAAACAAUAAAAUUCAUUUUAAACGCUC
Molecule: messenger RNA, 8272 nt
Organism: Pteropus alecto (black flying fox)
Lineage: Eukaryota; Metazoa; Chordata; Mammalia; Chiroptera; Pteropodidae
Gene: SIPA1L1
Product: signal induced proliferation associated 1 like 1
Exons: 25
Coding region: 1119-6521 (1800 amino acids)
Biological process (GO): regulation of small GTPase mediated signal transduction; activation of GTPase activity
Cellular component (GO): cytoplasm
Molecular function (GO): protein binding; GTPase activator activity
Source: RefSeq, a predicted model, not a curated record